AUGGCGGCGGCGGCGCUGUGGCAGCCGCAGGAGGAGGGGCUCCGCGAGAUCUGUGGGCUGUUGGAGCAGCACAUCUCCCCGACUUCCGAUCAACAACGUAUAUGGCAGCAGCUCCAGCACUACAGCCAGUUCCCCGAUUUCAACAACUAUCUCGCGUACAUUUUCACCCGAGGCGAGGUUCGUCUCGUGGCUAUUUUAGCCGUUUUCCCUGGGAGCCCGCCAAUGGUUUCAGCCUCCUCCGCCGUCGACUUCCGAUGACGGCUGAUGGUUUCUUGUUGUUCCGAGUGCGAAAUGCUGCGUGAUUUCGAUUCCGUCGUGAUUUCAGUGUCGGUGGAUAUCAGUAAUGAAUCGGAAACGUGGUGUCGUUUUAGCUAUUCGCACGUCAAAUAUCUCGUGACCAUCUGACUAUGCAAAAUUCAUCUGCGAUGCAAUACUUCAGUUUUGACUUUUGGUUCCUAUAAUGGAGGAUGGCAUUGUUGUUUUAGAGAAGGCGAAUCCCAAGCGUGCACGAUUCUGAUGCCAAUUAAGCACGUCCUCACUUUUUUGUUUUUCCAGGGAAGCAUAUAAAGGCCCAUUUUCGUGCUGAAAUUGACCAUUUGUUUCUCAUAACAGGGUAAAUCAGUGGAAAUUCGACAGGCCGCUGGUCUUCUUCUCAAAAACAAUAUGAAAACGGCUUUCACCGCAAUUGCUCCUUCUUACCAGCAAUAUAUAAAGUCCGAGCUAUUGCCUUGUUUAGGAGCAGCGGAGAGGCACAUUAGAUCAACAGUUGGAACUGUUAUUAGUGUUAUUGUUCAACAAGGUCGGAUUUUCAGUUGGCCAGAAUUGCUGCAAGCUCUCCUCAAUUGCUUAGACAGUAAUGAUUUAAAUCACAUGGAUGGUGCAUUAGAUGCCUUGUCUAAGGUAUGCUCGUCUUUUUUUUUUCCCUCCAGUUAUUGCAUUUUCAGUACUUGUAAUAGAAACCCAUUUCUAAGAUGAUUAUGAAUUUUACAACGUGUGCUUUUAAUGCCCUUAUUCCGUCUAUUCGUAUUUGGGAUCGUUAGUAAUUUCUCUCACUGCAUUGCUGAUAUAUUUGUUGUGUAUGGGUGUCGAUAGAACUGCCUUCACGAUAUAUCUUAAGAUUAUCUUACUUUUGAUUUGCCAUUACUUUUGUCAAAUGUUCCCUGGAUAGAGAAUAAUUACGGGAUUUAUUGUACACAAAACUGUUGCUAGGCAGGGAAUCAGUAGUCUUUGGUUUGGGGCUGACAGGUUACUGGAUGGUGAUAUUAUCUGGUAUGUUUGGGAUUUUCAUGUCCUAAACUGAAACCAGAUUGAUGCGGUAAUGGAGAAUGAUGAAAAUGGUGCCAUUGUUAGAAAUAUAGUAGAGAUGGACCUAAGCAAUGUAGUCCGUCGAGGCAUCAAGGUGGUUACUGAACUAUGUGAAAAAUAUUCUCCAUAAUUCAAAUGUUGAAACCUUUUUUAUGUUUGAUAUUAUCUCAUCAAUGUUUAGUGUGGUUUGGGUAAAUGCCGGCCAUGUAUGCCCAGGAGAGUUAUUUGAAUUUUUUCACUUCUUCCUUCCUAGUUUUAAUACCUUUACCGGGGUUUAUUUCUGAGAUAUGUAUUCAUAUAACCCUGCUGCUGGAGCCUGCAUGCUUCAAGGUUCUUUGAAUGUAGAGGGAAUUCUUUUCCUCCUCAAGCAUGUUAUCCAAAUAUUGUCACCAUAUUACUUCGGUAGCCCAAGACUUUCAUAGUGCGCACAAAAUUUGAAACAUGCUUAAAUGACUUUCUUUGAGCAAGUGUGUGCCACCUUGAUCAAUCUUUUCUUGGUUAAUGGAUAAAUAAUGGUGCGAUUGUUAUUAUUUUACUGUGGACAGACAUGUUUUUAUCCUAAGUUAAAUUGUAAGUUAUUCAUUUGAUCUAUUUUACUUUCUGGAAUUCUCAAUGGAAUUCAUCCCUUAUAGAUUAGUGAAGAUAUACCAGAGGAGCUUGAUGCAGAUGUUCCUGGCUUAGUUGAGCGCCCGAUUAAUAUAUUUAUGCCCAGGCUAUUGCAGGUUUGGAAUUGUAAUUUUUAUGGUCAUGAUGCCUUUGUGUCUGUCACAGAAAAUAUUUUAGAUGUGCUCAUAUUUUGUACCUACACGUGUGAUUCAGUUUUUUCAGUCACCACAUGCAACACUCAGGAAGCUUUCUUUGGCCUCCAUCAACCAAUAUAUCGUUGCCAUGCCUACAGUAAGCAAAUUCACCUCUCUUUUCCAUGAAAAAGAACUUACAUUUGAGUGUCAUUCUUUGUAUAGCUUUUGUGUCGCUACUAUACUCAAACUAGACCAAUUAUAGUGUGUACUUUCAGUUAUGGGUCAUCUUUCUCUUGUCAAUCAUUCUGCAGGCGUUGUUUAUAUCUAUGGAUCAGUAUCUUCAGGGUUUAUUUCUUCUUGCAAAUGAUCCCGUGCCAGAUGUUCGAAAGUUGGUAAGUAGACUCUUAAUUAGUUUUUUAUGGAUUAAGAACGUUUCUUUGUGUAAAUGUCAUUGUCAUUGUCGUUGUCAGCCUCUUCUCGGAAUAUGCCACAAAUAUUUGUAACUGCGGUUUUUGUUGAAGAAGAUUGCCUUAUGGAUAUCCAUCGUUUGUUUCUUUCCAUAUUUACCCAUAUAGUUAUAUGCAUAGUAAUUUACCAAGCUUUCUUGUUUCCUUCGAGCAGCAAUUGUGGUCGUUUCUCCUAUGCUGCACAAAACCUAUUGCAUAGAAUAGUUGCUGCCAUAUUUCUUGUAAAAGUAUCCAUCUAAUAAAUAAACUCUAUUAUGUCUUGUCCUUCUCAACUGAGAAGUUUCCCACGCGAGUCCAUUCACAUAUGAUAAAGAAAAUGUGUUAAUGACUCUUCCGCCUCACAUAGGCCCAUGAUAAUUUAAGUGUUUUUACAAAGUUAGCCAAAUGAUCAAUUCUUGGAGAUUCUCCAGAACGAUCUCCCCUUGGACGUUCCUAGUUGCGACUCUAGAAACCCAGAAUUGAGAUAUUGCAAGCUGAAAGAACCAUAAAAUGGCCUCCUUUUCCAUUUACACCGCCACGAAUUUAAUGUAGCUAUUGAUAGCCGUCGUACUUCUAGAUGGCCGAAAUGUUUCAAGUUGAAUGAUCUCUUCCUACAUAAGUUGCUCCGCUCCUGCAACUACGACAGCUGCUACAUUCCCUUUGUCUUUGUGUCAGAAACCUUUGCCCAUGACUGUGCUGCUUGUCAAGUUCCUUUCCAUAGUCGCUUUCAUAGUUUACUCUAAGCUCAUUUGUUUAUUCUAAACAUUCAAAUGUCAGUUGAAUGUUACUGGAGACCAUAUAUCAGGGUCAUUUUUAAAUAUCAGGGAGCAUCAGUCUCCUGCCCUAUAUCUUGGCGCUUUAAAGCACGUACACAUUCAUAGGAGAUCAUCAAUCUUCUUUAAAUUUGCCGGCUUAUUAAACAUAUUUUCAGCUGAUGAUCUUCUUGACACCCACUCGAGCUUGUUGAAAGCAUUUUAGGGAUGUUCUUGUUCACCUCGUUCCUCAAAAUAGUAGGGCUGUGAUCUUGAAGAUGCUUGUUAAUGAUUGCUGAUCUAGUAUACAUUAAUAAUAAAAAAAUUUAGUUUGAAUUUGUUUCUGACUGAAAUUACUCAUUUUUAUUUACCUUGUUUACUUCUGCUUGGAUGUAGAUAUAGAACUAGGACAAUGUUGUUUAUUUCGUAGUAUUUGAUGGGCCAUCCCAAGUUUUAGAUAAACAUGCCAGAAUAGAUCUCGUAUAUUUGGUCUCAGUUACUUUUAUAACAUGCUUCUGUUGUUUUGGUUUCCCUGUUUGAUUUCUCACUGCUAUCUUCUUUUAUUUAGGUUUGCGCGGCUCUUGUGCAAUUGAUUGAAGUCAGACCAAACUUCUUGGAGGUUUGUGCUGGCAUCUACUUCCCUUUUACAUAUUUAAAAUUUGCAUUAUGUGCAGAUUUAGCAUGUUUAUCUUAAUCUUAUUUUGUGCAUCCUGUGACACGGAUCAACUGCUAUUGUCAACCUGUUUCAGCCACAUCUGAGAAAUGUGAUUGACUAUAUGUUGCGAGCCAAUAAGGACGCCGACGAGGAAGUUGCUCUUGAAGCUUGUGAGUUUUGGUAUGCCUCUGUCCUGCAAACCUUAUGUUAAUUGUUCGAGGAUUGAUAUCACUAGUAUGGACUUCCUUUGGGGCACAUGUAAAAAUGGUGCACAUGAAUGAGGAUAGACUCAACAUUGUAUCCGGAUUAGUGUGAUUGACCAGACGCCAUCAUGAGUUACUGAAUUUUGUACAUCAGCAUAUUCAGACAUCUCAGUGCGAUCCUGUUUAAUCUGAACUAAGGGGAAUUAGAGUAUCUGGCCUCUCAUUUUGAGCCUUUUGACAUGACCUUAGCAUUUCUUUGGCAUUGCUUAGUUUUCGUAGAUUGUUCCUCGUGAUGAUUCGAUCCUUCAUGGGCUGCAGUUUUUUUUCUUGUUUUGGAUUCCGUGGAAGCUUUGAAUCUAAUGGUUUUGCUGCUGAAAUCCAAGCUACAGUAUUUCAUGCUGUUACAUUAAGAAUUUGAUUCUGUACACAAUUUUGUUCCCCUUACAUUCUGAUUUUCUCAUAUUUCCUCUGGAAUACACGUGUAAUCUUUCUUGCUUAAUUAUGUAUCAUGACAUUAUCUUUUUUUUUUUGGUUAGGUGGAUCAGAUUUUUCUUAUCUUUUCUUUGUUUUUUAUGGGACUUUGAUUGAGUGUCUUUGGAUUAAGGAACUACAAUCGGGUUUGGUGUGAUGGGAUUUCGGGGCUGGGCCAUGUUGGUACUCCUAUUGCCCAUUGUAACCUGGUUGAUGGUGCAAUGUUUGGGCGGGAUGUGGGAGGUGGGCGGUUUACAGUGUCAUAGAAACUGUUUAUAUAGUGAGCCUUGGGAAUACUAAUAGACCGUGUUUUUUUUUUCUUGAAAAGAUAAAGCCAAUAUCCAUUUUACCAGUGAAAACUGUUUAUAAGUCCAGUUUGAGAUCGCUAAUAAAGAAUUUUGUUGGUAAGCUCAUUCGUUCGUUUUAAAGUUCCUUUCUGAGUUUCAUUUGACUCCUAUGUUUUGCUGCAACCUCAGAACUAUCCUUUUGUUGUUAUUCUAUAAAUCUGCUAUUCCAGAAUAAUUUCAUGUUUUCUCCCUCUUGUUUUUUGAUAAAAUUUACUACUCUAAGGAGAGAUUUUGCAUUUCUUUAUAAAAAAAUAGGGUAUGGCAUCUAUUUGGGCAUUGCAACAACUCCUCACUCGUUUCAAAUCACUCUUUCUCCAUUGGAUGACUACAUACAACUUCUAGAUAUCUUCAAUAUUUCUUUAAAGAAGAUUCCAUCAUUGGUUUACCUACGAUUUUGUCGGUUUUCAGUUCGGUGUACUUGUUUAUCUAUUUCUAAAGCUAAACAGACUUUUCAAACCAUUGAUCUUAACUCCAACUUUUAACUUCAUGCUUUUAAAUGAGUAGGCUUUGGCUACGUAUCUCAUAAAAGAUGUAGCUAAGGUUUUCCUUCAUUUUUUCUUCAACUAUUCCCAGCAUGUUUAUGGCUGUUUGAUGUGUGGGUUUACUUUUUAAUUAAUGCUCCAGGUCAGCAUUCUGUGAUGCGAACAUCCCUCCUGAAGCCUUAAGGGAAUUUUUUCCUCGAUUGAUUCCGGUACAUUAUUCUUGGACAUGAUCGUACUGAUUGGUAGACUACUUUGUCUGAGUUGUUUGUAAUGUGCAUGUUUUUUUUUCAGGUGUUGUUGUCAAAUAUGGCUUAUGCUGAUGAUGAUGAGGCAUUAGUCGAUGCCGAGGUAACUUUUAAUUGGAAAUUGAUUUCGAAAUAAUUAUUUGCAAUUUUUUUGUAUAUCUUAUCUACUGAUACAGUAACUUACAUUUAUGCAUUAUCUAGGAUGACGAAUCCGUCCCAGACCGUGAUGAGGUUCUAUUCCCUCCUUUUAUGAGACUCUUUUCCUUUACAUGUUGAAUGCUUGUCUGAUCUGUUGAACCAUCUUUCUCAGGACCUGAAGCCACGUUUUCAUACAUCACGUUUUCACGCUUCUGAAAAUAGCGAAGAAGAUGUAAAUUCUCAUUCAUUCCUAAUAAUUCUCUUUUCUCUAAUCUUUGAAUUAUUUUCUUCUGUGUUAUUCCUGAUUUAUUGUCAUAAAAACUGCAAACAACAACAAUUUGUUAGUUAGUAUUCAUUCUUGAAAAUGUCAUCUCGUCUUAUCAAUUUGAUCUUCUCUUGGGGGCUACUCUGUACAGGAUGAUGAGCCUGUAAAUGUUUGGAAUUUGAGAAAAUGCAGUGCAGCUGGGUUAGAUAUUCUUUCAAAUGUAUUUGGUGACGAGAUUCUUCCAACUUUGAUGCCGUUAGUUGAGGUACCAUUUCUUUUUAUUAGCGUUCAUUUGUUGUGUUUUGCAUUAGCUAUUGUAGUAUUUAUGGGUUGUAUCCAUUAUCCAUUUAUAGCUGUCGUGGUCUUUCAAUUUACCUAAAAUCAAUAUAGUGACUUUGACAUAGGAUAUUUUGCGAUCUUUUUAGUUAUUUUGGUCUGACGCUUGGAUCCACACCCCCACCCAAUAUUAAGUUUUGACAGUGGGCACCUUGCGUACAUCUGUGCUGGUUGAGAUGCUGGACAUCAGUUAUGCCUCCUUAAGUAGCUAAUAUUUUCUAGUUACGGUCUUGCUAACGGAGUAACACAGGCAUCCAUGUAUUUUAUAGUCAGGCUGAAUGGGUAAUAAGCUGUAUCUAACUACUUACGAAAACUUCCCUAAUUUAUAAUAUUUUCUUGUAAUACGUAACAAUUGACAUUGUCGUUUCAUCCUUAGCAUGUGUUAGGUGGUACCAUAUGUACUUUAAUUCAUAUUGUUAGUUUGUACUCUUUCUUUACCAACAUAACUCUGCUGCAUACCUCAAAUGAUUUAGUACCCAUUGACAAUGCAGAAUUCAUUCAUCCAAUACAUGUCAUGUGAAGUUGGCUUGGAACUGUGUACCUUAGAUUGCAUAAAAAAGUGUGCGGAUGUCUUUAAGCCAUACUAAUGGGCUGCUUUUGAUAAUGCAGUCUUUUUGUUAGUAUGUUAGGGUGAUGUGGGAACUUUCUGUCUGUUGAUGUUGUUGAUUUGGUGAACCCGAAGAAGGCAUUUUUCACAGUUGUACAGUGUUAUUUCUCAGAAUACUUCACUUGUUAUCUAAUUAUUCACUUGUUUAUAUGCUCGUAAUUUUCAAUAAGGACUUAGAAGGGAUUAAAUUUUUUUUCGGUUGGCAGAAUGCAAGCUAUGUUCUUUGAUAUCAGGAGACUAACAAUUUCUCCAUUUUUCAGACAAAGUUAGCCACCUCUGGGGAUCUUGCCUGGAAAGACAGGGAAGCCGCUGUUCUUGCUCUGGGUGCUGUAGCAGAGGGAUGUAUUAAGGGUCUCUAUCCACAUUUACCUGGGGUAUUUCCUUGGCAUCUCCUACCCGUUGAUAAUGUUAUAACUAUGGUCCUUUUCAUUUAAAUGAAUUCCUGGUUCUGUUGAUUGAUUAAUAUUUAUACUUCUUUCCAUGCAGAUUAUUGCAUUUUUGAUACCGCUUUUGGAUGACAAAUUUCCCCUCAUUCGGAGUAUAACCUGUUGGACACUUUCUCGUUAUAGCAAAUUCAUUGUUCAGGUAAUUUCCCCCCCUUCAAGGUAUACACCAUUAUCCUUAGGUCUAUUGUAAUAGUUUGUUUGACUGUAUCUGUGUUUCGCCGUGGGUCACUUCUGGCAUUUCCUCAUUCAUUCCAUUUAUAGGCAUUUGUCUGUGAGAAAGAAAAUCCAAGAAAAUAUUUUUCCCACAGAACAUUCACUUUUUUAUUUCACGUCCUACAUUUUAAUAAAAUGGAUAAUUGAAAAUUAUUAUUAUUUACAUAUUUUCCUCUAAUUUCAGGAGUACAUCGGUCAUCAAGGAAUUCAGGAACAGUUUGAUAAAGUUCUUAUGGGGAUUCUGCGAAGGAUACUGGAUACAAAUAAGCGGGUACAAGAAGCUGCAUGUUCAGCUUUCGCAACCCUGGAAGAGGUACCCAUUUCAUUGCAAGCAGGCCGGUUUUCUUUAAACAUAUGUGAAUUAACAAACUUGCUUCUUCCUCAGGAAGCUGCAGAGGAGCUUGCACCCCGCCUGGAGAUUAUUUUGCAGCAUCUUCUGUGUGCUUUUGGCAAAUACCAGGUAUUAGGAAGCUCCCAUUGCCCGAGUUCACUGAUGUUCAUGUCUUACAUUGAAAUCAUUACUGAAACUUUGAAACAGUUCCUAUUUCGAAUUGCUUGCAUUAUUUUUACUUUUUUUUUGCUCUGUGGUCGUCUUAUAAUGUCCAGAGGAGAAACCUGCGAAUUGUUUAUGAUGCAAUCGGUACUCUUGCUGAUGCCGUGGGCGCCGAACUAAAUCAGGUAUAAUGAUAUAUAAAAGUCAUAAUCGUGGUAAAUCUCUGCAUAAUGGUUUUUUUAUAGCUAAUUUUCUGUCUUGUGACAUGCAGCCAAGAUAUCUUGAUAUAUUGAUGCCUCCGUUGAUCUCAAAAUGGCAGCAACUUGCAAAUUGUGAUAAGGACUUAUUUCCGUUGCUCGAAUGCUUUAUAUCUAUAGUGCAAGUAAGCUUUUUCUAGGAUUAUUCGCCAAAAUUUGCUUGUAUUAUUUGUUUCAUAUUUUUUACCUUUUUUGGUUGACUAUGCCCUCUCUUGGCUUUGAAAUGGCACAGAAGCAGUGUCUCAUGGAAUCACAGAAGAACUGUUUUCUUUCCAUUUAAGAUGUUUUGUAUAGAGUAAAGUUUUUCUGUAAUAAAUUGGGUCUCAUGGUCUAUUUUUUCCUUUUCGCUUAUCUUUUUUCCAUAGUAUCGAAUGAGUAAUCUUUCUAUAGACAUGAUGAUAAUUUUUCCUGCUGUGUUUUAUUGCUGCAUGUGUUUGUUGACAGUCUACUUCUUUCAUCUAUUAUUAGAUAUCGUAAUUUUUUUUUGCGUGCUUGUCUCAGGCUUUGGGACCUGGAUUUUCUCAGUAUGCUGAAUUUGCAUUCAAGAAGUGCGUUGGUUUAAUCCAGACACAUCAACUAGCUAAGGUGUUUUGUCUUUGAGUUGUCUUUGAUCCUUGUCUUUACUCUUGCAUGAUAUCUUUGUCGUAGUCUUGGCUUUAUGUCGGCCUAUUGUUAAUGGAUAAUGUUUCUUGUCUUGCACUUGUUAGAGUGUUCUUGAAGUUGCCCCAGUCUGAUAAAAUAUUUCUUUCAAGGUCGAUCCUGUUGCUGCGGGCGGUCAUUAUGAUAAAGACUUUAUUGUCUACUCGUUGGACCUUCUUUCGGGACUCGUGGAAGGUCUUGGUGGUGGAAUAGAGAGUCUGGUACUACUUUAUUCCAUGAAUUUUUUACACAUUAUUUUGUAUACCACAGAGUUUUUAUCUAGAAUUAUGAUGUAUUUGCCCCUCACAAGCAUUGACUUGCCCUGGUUAAGGAGAAAGAUGCAUACGAGUUUGUAUUGUCUGAGUUUUUUUCAAUUCCUGCCGGCGGAAAAUCGUUUUUAAUUAUGAUGUAUGAUUAAUCAUCACCCUCAGUGUUAUGUGCGUACAUAUUCAUUUUUAACAUGGGAGAUUUGGGAAAGCCUAUUCCAAUCCUUGGUUGUUUAGCAUUUGUCUCAUGAAUCUCACAUCCAGUCUGUGUGCUAUAUAUACAUUGCAACCUGACUGCGAUAGGGGUUUGAGUUGGUCGUUGCUUUGGCUUGUCAUAAGGUAGACCGAUAAGUAUAAAGGGAUGAGGAAAUCAUAGCCUUAGGAGGAGAAAGGAGAUGGAGCCAUACGGGGGUGGCUAAAGUGGGUUUAUAUUGUACGGAGUGGUUUGUACCAUCAUGGUGUGAACUGCAAAUAUAUUGUACGGAGGAUCUUUCUUAGAUCGCAUUGGCCAUCAACUUCUGCCUCUCUUUCUAUAGUUAAUGCAAAUAUUGUACUAUCCACGUAAAGAACAAAUCCUUUUUGGUGUAGAAAGUUGAUCCUUUGUUUAUCAGAGGAAUGCUUUGACUUUUCGAUUUCACUUUCAAAAACCAGACACAUUUCUAUGUGCUUCUCACAAACUGAAUGUUUUCUACUCAGUAAGUGAUCAUUUUUCUAAUCUUUGAUGCAUGCAGGUUGGUGAGAGCAAUUUGAACGACAUUCUUCUACAUUGCUGUGUAGAUGAUAUUUCUGACAUUCGGCAAAGCGCCCAUGCUCUUCUUGGAGAUCUUGCAAGGGUGUGUUGAAAAGCACGAAGUCUCAGAUCCAUUUAAUGUUGUGCUUUCCUUUGCUAAACAUUCAUGUCUUUCCAUGUGACAAUUUUGACAUGUUCUCCAGGUGUGUCCUGUACAUUUGCGUCCCCGCCUGUCUGAGUUCCUUAAUGUUGCAGCAAAACAACUGGUAUUGGGUUUUCCUUUUUCCGUAUAAUUUCACAUUGUAUUGAAGGUCUUUCCUCUGACGGACUCAAUGGUGCAGAAUGCUGAUGAGCUGAAGGAAAAUGUGUCUGUCGCUAAUAAUGCUUGCUGGGCAAUUGGAGAAUUGGCAAUUAAGGUCAGUUUCCUACUGCUUACGUUCAUACAUGCUGCUCCUAUUUUACCAAUGCGUCAACAUCUCUACCACUCAUAGCUAAUAUGCUUCCAGAGUGGAGUUGUGGAGACCCACCUGAAGAAGUGCAUUAUGAGAACUCAUACUGGUACCUUUGUUGCUUGAUUGAACUCAUACUUGAAAUUGGUGUUUGUGUUAAUGAUAAUUUCACCUGCUCCAUCUGACUCUUUGAAGUCAAGUAUACAUAGUUUGCAAGUGGCUGGCCUCUAGCGUUGAUGUCUUGCUGGUGCACCCGAUUUUUCAUUGAGAUUUUUCUGUGCUUCUUAAGAGUUUCGAAUAUUUGGCUGAAGGUGGAAAUUUUAUUGCUUCUAGUUUAGCAUUGCAAGAUUUACGUUUUGUACCUCGUAAUAGUUCUUAAAGCUUUGUCCAAGAAUUCCUGGGUAUACAGUGGAAUAUCGUCUAUGUUCUACUCAGCUUGGUGAAAGUUAGUGAAUAAGAUUUUAUGUCGGGAAUAAUGAGUAUGGAUCCUUUUCUUACGGCAGUUUGGCCCCCAUGGUGGUAUUUAACCCCCAAUCAAUUUAUUUUGACUCUUACGUCAAUCUAUAUUUGUACAAGACAUGAGGAAAAAAAUCCAACGCCAUCAUGAUUAUGCUUUUUCCAGAGCUACGAAUAUUAGUGGCGUUAUGUGUCACCCAUUUUGUGGCGAAUUCAAUGCAUGACCCUUUAAUUAAUUAUGAAGUACGAUGAAAAUUUUGUAAAAUGGCCUGAUGACCUACUUCAGCAUCUGUAAUAGAAUCGACCGUGCUGUAUGGUGAGCGACCAUGCGGUGGAUUCCGUCAUUCACGUUGUGUGAACAACUAUUUCCCAUCCAAAGUAUAACCUGGAUACUUGUUUGCUUCUAGGUUGGCCAGGAAGUUUCUCCUAUUGUACUGAAUGUUAUAUUGAACCUGGUCCGAAUUCUUCAAAAUGCAGAAGUAAGUCAUUCAAAAUUCUUUCUUUUUUACUUGCCUUCUAUCAUCGUAGUUUGACUUUUCGGCCAUGGACAGGGUCUCAAUAAGUCACUGAUAGAAAACAGUGCCAUUACUCUUGGAAGGCUUGCCUGGGUAUGUCCAGAGCUUGUAGCACCACACAUGGAACACUUCAUGCAGUGCUGGUGCAGUGCUUUAUGCACGUAAGUUGUUAUCUCAUUUCUUCAGGAGUUCCAGGUCAAGAUAUUUUUCUGUGGACUAUCUUAGUCGUGUUCCUACAGCCAGCUUGCCUUGCUAUUUCUAGAAACCUACAUGUAGUUAUUCUUUUGGCAGCAAGGAAAAUAUUAUCUAAUUGACGUAGUUUAUUUCUCUUAUUUCUGUACCCCAGAGCUUGUUUUCAAAUAAAAUUCUCAAGUAGGGUAUAUUUCCUAGUUCUUCAGUGUUUACCUGUUUUGUCAUUUAUUUUUUUUUUAAAACGAAAAUCUUGACCAGGAUACGGGAUGAUGUUGAGAAAGAGGAUGCAUUCCGGGGACUCUGUGCAAUGGUAAUGGCAAUUGUUCUCAAAUAAUAUCAGCUCAUCUGAUUGGUUGGACCCUCGUGCUUAUGCAUAAACCCUGCAGGUGAGAUCCAAUCCGUCCGGCGCCAUGAACUCCCUUGCCAUCCUGUUCAAAGCCGUCGCUAGCUGGCAUGUAAGAAACACACCUCCCUCCCUUCUCUCAGCAUAUGUUUGGCUAAACCCCAAGACAGUCGUCUUUACAUGCUCUUCUUGCAUCAGGAAAUCAGGAGCGAGGAUUUGCACAACGAGGUCUCCCAAGUCCUGAAUGGUUAUAAGCAGGUACCGCGAAUAUUAUUAUUAAUUACUUCCCACCCCUUUCCUCUCCUAGAAUUACUCUCUCCUAAUUACAGCGGAUCUUUUCAUCUUUCUUGCCAGAUGCUGGGGAACGCAACCUGGGAACAUUACAUGUCCAUGCUCGACACCAAAGCCCGAGAGAGACUGGCAAAGUAUGGAGUGUAG
This is a messenger RNA of Spirodela intermedia, 12429 nucleotides long. The record is from the annotation of a GenBank genome assembly. Lineage: Eukaryota; Viridiplantae; Streptophyta; Magnoliopsida; Alismatales; Araceae.